Molecule: messenger RNA, 2013 nt
Organism: Diabrotica balteata
Lineage: Eukaryota; Metazoa; Arthropoda; Insecta; Coleoptera; Chrysomelidae
Source: the annotation of a GenBank genome assembly
GGGAAACUGAAACAUGUUUUUAUAAGGUUAAGUUUACAUAUUUUAUUUUUCAAAAUUUAAAAAAUAAAAAUAUAUAGUGAACAUGGAAUUGUUUGUGGUUAACAGGCACGAUGAUGGACAGCAAGAAGAAAUUCAAAAUGAACAGGAUAAAUUAGAAAAGGUUCUUAAGAAGAUUCAGAAAAACAAAAAGUUGCGUCAAAAACAGAAAGAAAAGAUCUCUCAAAUUAAACAAGCUAAACAACGAACUUUACAAUCAAGAGAAAUCAAACGAAAAAUAAAGGCUUCUAUUAUAAAUGUUCCUGAUAAUAUAAAUGAUGAUUUUCUAGAUAAAACUGUGGAAAAUUUAGUUAUUACACAAAACAAUGAUAAUAUUGACGAAUCAAAACACAAAAAACGUAAAUUAGGACCAGAAUCACUAGAAGGAUUUACUGUUCUAGGUGCAGAAAAUGUUGCAAAUAAAGUUAAAGUAAAAAGAGUUCUUCCAUCAUGGCUAUCAAAUCCAACAGUUAUAUCAGUAAACUUACAAGACCUACAAACCAAAGUUUCUGAUCUAAAACAAUUAGACAAAGGUAUUCGUAAAUUACUCAAAGCCAAUAAUAUACAAUAUUUCUUCCCUGUUCAAGCAGAAGUAAUUCCAUGGUUACUAGAAACUUCUAGACAUUCUGAUGUGAUAUUUCCUAGAGAUAUUUGUGUUUCAGCACCAACUGGAAGUGGUAAAACAUUAGCGUAUGUUUUACCUAUUGUUCAAGCAUUAAAAAAGUACACUAUAAAGAAAAUAAGAGCUUUGGUCAUUUUACCUACACAAGAUUUGGCUACUCAAGUGUUUAAAACAUUUAAAACCUAUUCCCAGGAUACAAAUAUAGAUGUGUGUUUAAUAAGUGGAACUAACUCUUUUGCUGUAGAACAAUCACAGUUGAUCAUUGACAAUAAAGCUUUCGGAGCUGUCAGUAAAAUUGAUAUAUUGGUAUGCACAGCUGGAAGACUUGUAGAUCACUUAAAAGUAACUAAAGGAUUCAGUUUACGAAAUUUGGAAUUUUUAGUUAUUGAUGAGGCAGAUAGAGUGCUUGAAAAUGUUCAGAAUGAUUGGCUGUAUCACUUGGAAAAACAUAUUUAUCAAGAAGCAACCAAUGGACAAGCGAGAAAAGUUCUCAAUCUGUUUACAUUAGAACAAGCACGUCCUCCCCAGAAACUUCUAUUCUCAGCCACAUUGUCACAAGAUCCGGAAAAAUUACAGAAACUUUCCCUAUUUCAGCCUAAAUUAUUUACUUCAAUCGUAGAAUCGGAAAAUGCAGAAGCUGUCCCUACUCCCGUUGUAGAUACCUUUAUAGGAAAGUACACAACUCCGAAAGAAUUAACUGAAAAAUACGUUGUUACAAGUGCAGAAUUGAAGCCGCUGUUUUUGUACGAACUAAUCAAAUUGGAAAAAUUGACGAAAACUAUUGUCUUUACACAUUCUGUUGAAAGUGCGCAUAGGCUAGCAAUUUUAUUAAGAUCUCUAUUUAAAGAGGAAUUAAAGGUCGAUGAAAUAUCUUCUAAUCUACAAGGAAAGAACAGAUCAAAACUUAUUGAAAAGUUUGCAGCAGGUGAAAUUGAUUUAUUAGUAUGUACAGAUGCCCUGGCUAGAGGUAUAGACCUUCCUCACAUACAAUGUGUUAUUUCUUAUUCUGCCCCCAAAUACCUCAAGACAUACAUUCAUCGUGCUGGUAGAACUGCUAGAGCUGGUGAACCUGGUUUGGCUGUCGCCUUAUUAAAUAAACCACAAGUCUCAAAGUUUAAGUCCAUGUUGAAUCAAGCAAAUCAUACGAACAUUCAAGAGCUUGUUAUUCCUGAAGAUAAUUUGGAACCUCUUGGCGAAAAGUACAAAGAUUCUUUACAAGAAUUGAAAAACGUCGUAGAAAAUGAAGAAAAACUAGAUUUGGAAAAGACAUUGAGUGCUAAACGAACGAAGAAAAUUAAGCGAAAAAGGAAUAACUCAGUUACUAGUAAUAUUAGUAAAUAAAGACAUAUUUUUCA